Molecule: messenger RNA, 687 nt
Organism: Parastagonospora nodorum SN15
Lineage: Eukaryota; Fungi; Ascomycota; Dothideomycetes; Pleosporales; Phaeosphaeriaceae
Exons: 1
Coding region: 1-687 (228 amino acids)
Source: RefSeq, a predicted model, not a curated record
AUGAGCACCUUCCAUCGAUUCCCUCUUCUCCCAACGGAGCUACGUCUCCAGAUCUGGGAAGCGACCAUCGAACCACGAACUGUCAUGGUCUGCUUCUCAUACAAGCCCAAGACAAACGAUUACCUUCUCUACCCACGACUGCAGACAUGCACCCCUGUCCCCGCACCGUUGCAGACCUCACAAGAAGCACGCAGUCAUCUGAAAGGCUUCUACCAACAACUCUACAGCGAACAGCCCGUAGAACUUGAAUUCCCAAUCGAGAGAUUUGAUCAAACUAUUGAAUUGCCGCGGCGAUACGUCUGGUUCAUUCCAGCCAUCGACAUUGUAGACAUUGGAGAAAACCAGCUUGAGCGCCUACGGCAAGCUGCGCCUUUGGUCCAAAGACUGGAGGUUGAGCGGCUGGAGCGGGACACGUACUGGCUCUGGCUUGAAGCUGAAACAGAGUUCCCUCAUUAUCACAGCCUCAAAGAAAUGAGAGUCGUUACCAAGUGCGAUUUUAGUGCUUAUGUUAAGGAAGACAGUCUGGGGCGGCGGUGGCCUUGUGCGAAGGAGGGGGUCAUUCUCAUCGAUGCGAACGGGAAGCUCAAGCCUAUCACUCUCAUGGCGUUGGUCAAUGGGAAGGUUCCGGAUGAACGAGUGGGGGAACCAGAAUUUCUGGUAGGACAUCGACACAUGCAUGAUAGCUGA